UUGAAUUUGGAACAAAAAAGUUCCUAUAAAUAUAGGUGCGAAAACGCUUUGUUUUUGGAAUAUAUUAUACUUAAACUAUAUAAUAUAUAGAAGUCUGUGGUUACCGCACAGAUACCACUCGUACCGAGGGUUUUGGAACGAUCUGUGAUAACCAAGAUAGAGUUUUGGAACGCACCCCUGAAUGUAUGUAUAUUCAACACGCGCAUGUGCGAGAAAAAGCGUCUCUGAAAACAGCACCGCAUGUAUGAUUUGGCGGCAACUGGCGACAACGCAAAACGCAAUCCCAAACAGAAAAAAUAUUGUAUUCAAUUGUGUGCUUCUUAAUUGUUUAAAACAAAUUAAUUUGUAAAUAUGGGUAUUACUGGUUUGCUACCAUUCUUAGAAAAGUCUUCUAAAAAGACGAACGUUAGAGAAUUUUCCGGUAGUGCUGUCGCGAUCGAUUCUUAUUGUUGGUUACACAAAGGUGUAUUUUCUUGUGCUGAGAAAUUAAUGAUGGGACAGACAACAAAUGCGUAUGUUCUGUAUUGUAUGAAGUAUAUAGACAUGCUUUUAAAGUAUAAAAUAAAACCAAUCUUGGUAUUUGACGGUCGACGAUUGCCUGCUAAGGAACACACGGAGAUUAAAAGACGACAAAACAGACAAAUAAAUCGUCAAAAAGCAAUCGAGUUAAUACAAAUGGGUCAAGUUGCAGAGGGAAAAAACUUGUUGAAACGAGCUAUAGAUAUUACUCAUGAAAUAGCAUUAGAAUUAAUUAAACAUUGCCAGAAGGAGAACAUUGAUUGUAUUGUAGCUCCUUAUGAGGCAGAUGCACAAUUAGCAUAUUUAAAUAUUAGUGGUAUAGCUGAUGUUGUUAUCACGGAGGAUAGUGACCUGACAUUAUUUGGAUGUAAGAAAAUAUUUUUCAAAAUGGAUUUUAAUGGAAAUGGCGUUUUGAUUGAGCAAGACCGAUUACAUUUAGCGAUGAAUAUACAACCGGAGGAGUUUAAUAUGGAUAAAUUUCGUUACACUUGUAUUUUGUCUGGUUGCGACUAUCUCCCUUCACUUCCUGGUAUCGGAUUGGCAAAAGCGCGAAAAUUUAUCGCGAGAAAUACAGAUCAUAAUAUACAUAGAGCGUUGACACGUAUAGGAUCAGUACUCAACAUGAAAUCGCUGGUUGUAACACAGGAAUAUAGAGAUGCAUUUAUAUUGGCAGAUAUAACAUUCAAACAUCAAUUAGUGUUCUGUCCAUUACAAAGGAAGCAAAUAAGAUUAAAUCCACCCACAGUUGACAUUACCGAGGAUCAAUUACAAUAUGCCGGUAAAAAAUUAGAUGCUGAUCUUGCUUUGCAAUUAGCCCUUGGCAAUUGUGAUCCAUCCACUUUAAAAAUAGUUCACGAUUUUAAUCCAGAUAAAAUCGAGCGUAAAAGGAAGCGAGACACAGAAGCAGAACAAACAUUGACAAUUCACAUUAGCAUUUGGUCAAGCAAAUAUAAGUUAAAAACGAAAAAUCAUGUCUUAUUUUCCAAAAAUGCAGUAAAUUCAUCGAUUAUCGCUAAAAAAGAGAUGGCUCUACAAAGAAAUCUUUUAAAUAAUGAACAUACUUCAUCAGAAUUGCAUAAUAGUAUGAUUGUGUCAUGCAAUAGGCUUUCAGAAUGUCAGGAUUCAAACGAAAAUGCUAUUUUGGAUAUGUAUAAUUCCAGUCAAGAUGCUAACCUAAUUUCCAGUCCUGAAAAGAAAGCAGAAGAAUAUUUAUGCUUUGCAGAAAAUAAUACAUCACCAGAAUUAUUUAAAUUCAGAAAUCCAUUUGUUAAACGAGUAUCCGAUCUCACAACUUCGCCGAGUGUUUUGUCCAACGGAAAUUGUCGAAGAAAAGGAAAAAAUUUAAUGCAUAUACGACGCACUAUCAUAAAUGAAAAUAUUAUAAUAGAAAGCAAAUAUUUCUCAAAACAAGUUAAUGAAAAGCAUAAUGAAUUGGAAAAUAAGAAAAUUGAUGUCGAUUUGGAAAAUAUGGAAUGUAAUGUAAUUCCAGAAACAAGCGACAGUAUAUGCAAUAUUAGAGCUAAUACUGAACCACUAGGUCAAAAACUAGAAACAUUAUCUAUAGCAGUCCAUCCAGAAAUUGCAAACUCGGUAAAAGAUAUCGAUGAUACAAUCUUAUCAGAUCAAAAUGAAUAUUUGACUAAUACUUGUGAAGAUGUUUCUGAAAAAUCGUACUUUAAUUACAACCCAACUGAAAUUUCACAUUGUACAACAAUUGAUAAAGAUUGUGGUUUAGAUGAAUUUUUAUUAUUGAGUUCUAAUAUGGAAGCUGCUAAUAAUUCAAUUAAUUACGGAAAUACGAACAAUUUGCAAGAUAAUUUAUCCGAAUGCUCAAAUAUUGAAGAUCCUCAAAUCUCUUCGCAGAAGAAAGAAAUUUUCAAAAAACGAAGUUCAGUGAAUCUGGUACCACGAGUUAAUUCAAUAACGAAAAAAAAACAAUUGCGUCAAAAUAAACAAUUAUCAUUAGUUUCAAAACAACAAAGUUUAUUGAGUAUGUAUGGAUUCCAAAAAAGAUAAGAGGGAUUUAUGAAUACUGACUUAAACAAUAUUAAACGGGUCAUAUUCAUCAUUUUGAGAAAGUCUGGGUGUUUAAUCAAUAUUUUUGUAAGUAUCAAGAUGUGUUCUUCAAAUGCGUCUUAAAAUAUUGUAAAU
Formica exsecta is the source of this 2670-nucleotide messenger RNA. RefSeq names its product exonuclease 1 (gene tos). The transcript has 8 exons. Gene Ontology annotation, molecular function: 5'-3' DNA exonuclease activity; 5'-flap endonuclease activity; metal ion binding. Gene Ontology annotation, cellular component: nucleus. The coding region runs from base 352 to 2535 and encodes 727 amino acids. The record is from RefSeq and is a predicted model, not a curated record. Lineage: Eukaryota; Metazoa; Arthropoda; Insecta; Hymenoptera; Formicidae. Gene Ontology annotation, biological process: mismatch repair; DNA recombination.